This is a messenger RNA of Acanthosepion pharaonis, 702 nucleotides long. The record is from the annotation of a GenBank genome assembly. Lineage: Eukaryota; Metazoa; Mollusca; Cephalopoda; Sepiida; Sepiidae.
AUGUCCAGACUUGAGAGAAUGCCUGUCCACUUAUUUGAUUGUUUCAUCUCUAUAUCUAUGUUAGAACCAAUAUUAAAUAAUUGUCUGUUCCCAUCUAUAUCUAUCUAUCUAUCUAUCUAUCUAUCUAUCUAUCUAUCUAUCUAUCUAUCUAUUGCGUUCAGAAGUAUCUCAAUGCUCUUCUGCCGUAAACAGCUCGAUUUCUUUAAUAGUCGACCCUCUUUGCCCUUUCCCUUCUAUGAUGUCCUAGAUUCGUCUUUUUCUGCGACGUCUCAUUGGUCCCUUCAUCGUCGGUUUCCUGUUGUACCAUCGUCUCUUGUUUUUCAUUUUUCUUUUAUUCAUUCAUGGAUUUUUUUUCUAUCUGACGUUUCAUUCUUUGUUCUUUCUUUUCAUUAUUCGCCAUUUUCUCUGAGUCUUAUUUUUCUUUUAAUGUUUUUUAAACGUUAUACCAAUUCGUUCUCAAGCUGUCUAAUACCAGUUUUUUUUAUUGUUUCUUUUGGGGGUGGGGAGUUUGACACAAUUGUCGCCUUUCUUUCUUCGUUCUCGUUUUCUAUGUAUUUUACGUGCUUUGCUUUCCCUUUUCUUUCUCUGCUAUCUCUUUCUUCAAAAUAUUCCUUGCUUUUUCUUUCUUUCUUUCUUUCUUUCUUUCUUUCUUUCUUUCUUUCUACAGCAAUAAAAGGGGUUGCUGAAAUAUUUUCGGCCUGA